Messenger RNA from Gadus chalcogrammus (walleye pollock), 2660 nucleotides. RefSeq lists its product as uncharacterized. The record is from RefSeq and is a predicted model, not a curated record. Gene Ontology annotation, molecular function: nucleic acid binding. The transcript has 3 exons. The coding region runs from base 1 to 2583 and encodes 860 amino acids. Lineage: Eukaryota; Metazoa; Chordata; Actinopteri; Gadiformes; Gadidae.
AUGGAGCAAGAAGACCUAAGGGUGAUGACCGAGUCCGAAUACCUGGGGGGCUGCGAGGCCCACGAUGAGCUGGACUCGGUCGAUGGCUCGGACGAACCGAUCCUAUUUGAAGAGGACGGCGCCGACCCGUUCCAUCCGGUCGAAGAGGCUGGAUUACGAGGAACCCUGCUUGACCUGCACCCAGAGGGUGCGAGAGGCGAUGACAGCGGUUCCCCGACUAUCGGCACGAGCCUACAUGACGUGUGCAGGCGCGCUGCCGCCAAGCUGGAAAUUCCAUGGCCCAACGCUCCGCCCGAAAAGACCGGUUCCCGGUACGAAGGCAAGCGUUUACCUCGGGUGAAAAGCGCGGAGAGGCAACUUCUCCCCUUGUUCCCCGAGUGUGUGGAAGAGGCUACCCGCACCUGGUCGCAGCCUGUUGCUCUUGGUGUGCGGGCCCUCAAUACGUCGUCCAUGCUGAUGGCGUAUCAGGCGUGGCGGCGAGGCCACCGCCGACCUACAGGAUUGCGAGACGCCCUGGUUCGCACCCCAGACCUCCAGCUCAACCCAAGACUGAGGCUGGGGCUGCGUGGGCCAACAAACCAGCUGCACCAGUGGAUCAGCAUGGAGGCAAGCCAGCGCCACUUCGCCCACGCCCGGGCUAUAAACAGGGGGACGCAACGCUCCCUGCCACAAGCGGGCGCCGUUCCUCCACCUGUGGCGCCGGCGCCGGCAGUGGGCUCAAUCGCACAGCGAAUGCAGCACUGGCGGCCAAUUGUGAAAUCAGAAUGGAUUCUGAAAACCAUAGAAAAAGGGUACAGAAUCCAGUUUAUGCAUUCCCCUCCGAGUUUCUCGAGAAUAAUACACUCGCAGGCAGUGGGGGAAGCGGCUCACUUUCUUGCAGCAGAGAUAAAGUCUCUACUGGAGAAACGCGCCAUUCAAGUGGUUCCACCAGCUCAAGCAAUGAGCGGGUUCUACUCAAGAUAUUUCAUAAUAAAGAAAAAGGCAGGGGGCAUGAGACCUAUAUUGGAUCUGAGGGCGUUGAAUACGCAUCUCAGACGAUACAGAUUUCGGAUGUUGACACAUUCAGCACUGCUGAGGUUCGUACGUCCAGGCGAUUGGUUCACCACCCUGGACCUGGCCGACGCAUAUUACCAUAUCCGAAUCUACCCCCCGCACAGAAAGUUUCUCAGAUUUGCCUUUCAAGGGGUGAUUUACGAGUUUUCGGUUCUUCCUUUCGGACUGUCACUAAGCCCGCGAGUCUUUGUGAAAUGCACAGAGGCCGCGUUAGGUCCACUCAGUACGAAAGGGAUUCGUCUGGCAACCUUUAUAGACGACUUCCUCCUGGCUGCGAGUUCAGCACAGGAGGCAAUUGCUCAUACGGAACACACGAUGGCACACUUGUCAUCGCUGGGGUUCAGGUUCAACUUGAAGAAAAGUGUACUGACCCCUUCCCAGUCAAUAACUUUCAUCGGGCUGUCUCUGGACUCAGUCACAAUGAGUGCUCAACUAACUCCGGACAGAGUGAAGGCGAUACAUGCAUGUCUCGCUUUGUUUCGCAGGGGAAAUUAUGUCACACUGAGGGAUUGCCACAGAUUAUUGGGUCUGAUGGCGUCAGCUCUGAUGGCGGUUCCCCUUGGCAGGCUGUAUAUGAGGGGUUUUCAACGCUGGGUGUCGAGUCUCGGUCUGGACCCACGAGUUCAUGCACACCGACGCAUAUGUGUUCCAGUAGACUGCACGCUGGCGCUUCGUCAGUGGAAACAUCCGUAUUUCCUUACACAAGGCGUGCAACUUGGCACGAUAUGUGCGAGGAAGGUGGUUACCACCGACGCGUCUCUAUGGGGGUGGGGUGCCACCCACGAAGGGCGAUCGGUGAACGGCCGAUGGAGAUCGGAACUGCGCUCUGUUCACAUCAAUGUUCUCGAACUUAUGGCAGUGUUCCUGGCGCUGAGACAUUUUCUGCCGUAUGUAACAGGCGCUCAUGUUCUGGUAAGGACAGACAAUACGACGGUAGUGGCCUACAUCAACAAGCAGGGAGGCUUGCGCUCCCCUCAACUACACAGACUGGCACACAAACUGAUCCUCUGGAGCAGCGCCAAUCUACUCUCACUCAGGGCAACGCAUGUGCCUGGAGUGAUGAACCACGGCGCGGAUUUACUCUCACGAGGGCACCCUCGUUAUGGAGAGUGGAGACUUCACCGGGAGGUGAUGGAACUGAUUCGGAACCGCUACGGGUGCCCGUCAGUAGACCUGUUUGCCUCCAGGGAGAACACACAAUGUCCCCUGUUCUUCUCUCUGAACGAUCCAGAGGCUCCGCUCGGGGUGGACGCAUUGGCGCAUGCGUGGCCGCGCACACUCCUUUACACAUUUCCCCCGUUGGCUCUGAUAACCCCGACAUUAGACAGAGUAAGGACCGAGGGUCUAAUUGCUAUUCUGGUAGCGCCGAAUUGGCCUCAGAAACAGUGGUUGGCGGAGAUAACGCAAAUGCUUUAUUCACAACCGCUGCAACUCCCGCUGCGCAGGGAUCUGUUGUCCCAGGCUCGGGGGGACAUUUUUCAUCCCCACCCAGAACGUCUGGCUCUCUGGGCUUGGCCCGUGAAAGGAUGAAUCUUACGUCAUGUGGCCUGCCACAGAAUGUUAUAAUGACCAUCCAAAGCGCGAGGGCGCCUUCGACGCGUACUGUG